Messenger RNA from Botrytis deweyae, 609 nucleotides. RefSeq lists its product as uncharacterized. NCBI's taxonomy places the organism in Eukaryota, Fungi, Ascomycota, Leotiomycetes, Helotiales, Sclerotiniaceae. The transcript has a single exon. The coding region runs from base 1 to 609 and encodes 202 amino acids. The record is from RefSeq and is a predicted model, not a curated record.
AUGUCAUCGAAAUCCUUCUUCGUAGUAUAUUGCGUACCUACCAAGAUACAUCUUUACCAUUACCAUGAGCCUAUGCUAAUACGUGUAGACUCCUUCGAGCACAGCAUUUCCAUCAAGAGUUCUUCAUCUCGAUUCUCAGCUCCAGGAACCGGGCUACUGGACCACGUCCUACUAUGUGAGUCCCUCGACGGAAUUGAAAAACGAGCUCUUUUACAACAUCAGAUGGCUAGGAGCUCAACUACAGUACGACUUCGAAAGCAUAUACACACCAUUCGACAUGCAGAAUAUCCGCAAUACGCCUCCCGUCUUGAAUCAAGUUCCGUUUUCGAUCAAACGAACGUGCCGACCUUUCUGGUGGUGGUGGUGACAGGUAUCAUUGAAAGCCACACGAGCAAGAUACCGGUUUCGCUCUUGCCAGCAUGCACUCAGACCGAUCGGGAAGCCGGAAGAGGGAUUGAUCGUGACUAUCGGCGAAGAAUAAUCCUUUCGAUGUCAUUCAGAAAUGUUUUGACGAAAGAAACAACGCGCCAAGUCCACAUACUGAGUGUUGAGAAGAGAGGCGUGCAGAGGCAGCAGCCACAACGGGUUUUCGAAGAUUACAAAACAUGA